This is a messenger RNA of Lampris incognitus (smalleye Pacific opah), 1407 nucleotides long. Its product is annotated as G-protein coupled receptor 61-like. Gene Ontology annotation, cellular component: endosome; signaling receptor complex; plasma membrane. The coding region runs from base 1 to 1407 and encodes 468 amino acids. NCBI's taxonomy places the organism in Eukaryota, Metazoa, Chordata, Actinopteri, Lampriformes, Lampridae. Gene Ontology annotation, molecular function: G protein-coupled receptor activity. The record is from RefSeq and is a predicted model, not a curated record. Gene Ontology annotation, biological process: G protein-coupled receptor signaling pathway. The transcript has a single exon.
AUGGAGCCGACGUGGAACUCCUCCCAACCUCUUCCCCAGCCCCUGUCCAAUAUGUCUGCCACCUUUCUGUCGGAGGGCUGGGCUCUGUCUCAGUCACUAGCCCUGCUGGCCAUGCUGCUCAUGGACCUGCUGGCUGUGGUGGGUAAUGUGGCUGUUAUGGCAGUCAUUGCCAAGGCCCCACAGCUCCACAAAUUUGCCUUUGUCUUCCACCUGUGCUUGGUGGACCUGAUGGCAGCUGUGGUGUUGAUGCCUCUUGGCAUGCUCUCGAGCCGGGUCUUCUUCGGAGAGGCCCUGUGCCGGUGCUACCUCUUCUUCAGCGUGUGCCUGGUCAGCGCUGCCAUCCUUUCCAUCUCUGCCAUCAAUGUCGAGCGGUACUACUACAUCAUUCACCCGAUGCGUUACGAAGUGAAGAUGACUGUGGGUCUGGUGGCUUCGGUGCUGGUGGGGAUAUGGAUCAAAGCCCUGGCCAUGUCUGCUCUGCCGUUGCUGGCCUGGUUCCUGCAGGGUGGAAGAGCUCCUCUUCUGGAGAGCGGUGGGAUCGGUGGGGAAGGAAGCGGGACGGUCCCCUCACCUCCUGCUCAGGGUAACAGGCGCUGUUCGCUGCAUUGGACAGGAGGGGGCUCAAACCGAUUGGCCUUCAUGGUCCUUUUUACUCUGGUGUAUUUCCUUUGUCCGCUGCUAGUUAUUCUUGUUGUAUACUGCAAUAUGUUCAAAGUGGCUCGGGUAGCAGCUAUGCACCAUGGACCUCUACCUACGUGGAUGGAUACGCCUCGGCGGCAAAGGUCAGAGUCACUCAGCAGCCGUUCCACAAUGGUGACCAGCUCUGGGACGGGCACCGGCACAGACCGUGCAACCCCUCAGCGGCCUUUUGGUGGGAAAAAGGCUGCAGUGGUGCUGGUAGCAGUAGGCGGGCAGUUCCUCUGCUGCUGGCUUCCAUAUUUCUCUUUCCACCUUUACUCAGCGCUGGCUGCCAUCCCUCCCGCUACACUGGCUCCUCUGGAGGAGGUGGUGACCUGGAUUGGCUACUUCUGCUUCACGUCUAAUCCCUUCUUUUAUGGCUGUCUCAACAGACAGAUCCGCGAGGAGCUGGGCAAGCAUCUGCCCUGCCUGUUUCGCCGAGCAAGAACCGAGGAGGAGGAGGACAGGCUGCCCAGCCGCGAGGGCUCAAUAGAGGAGAAUUUCCUUCAGUUUCUUCAGGGCACCGGCUGCAACACGGAUCCUCAAGACUCAAACAGUACCUCUAGUCCGAAGGGGGAAGCUUGCUGCCCAGUAGUUCAGUCCCAGCCGCCUCCACCACCACAGGCCAUACCCAUCGAUUUCCGUAUCCCAGGACAAAUUGCCGAGGAGACUUCAGAGCUCCUUGAGAAUGAGCAGGUGAAAAAUAACCAUAUAAUUACUGACAGUUAA